Puccinia triticina is the source of this 2991-nucleotide messenger RNA. RefSeq lists its product as uncharacterized. Gene Ontology annotation, molecular function: lipid binding. The transcript is spliced from 6 exons. Bases 1 to 2991 code for a protein of 996 amino acids. Lineage: Eukaryota; Fungi; Basidiomycota; Pucciniomycetes; Pucciniales; Pucciniaceae. The record is from RefSeq and is a predicted model, not a curated record.
AUGCCGCUGUCGGAAUACGCCAGGUCGGAAUAUGAAGAGGAUAGCGAGUUUGUGAUGUCAGACGAGGAAGACGACGGUGGAGCGGAGCAUUCCUCUGAACUAGAACCUCAUCAUCAUCAGCAAUCAUCUCCGAUCGACAAACCGCGCCUGGAAAUACUGGAUGACUCACUCAUCAAUCCCAGCCUGAACUCUGCAAAUCGUAACAGUCAGGUUCGAUCCGCCCCCGGCAGUAUCAUCAGUAAUGAUGCCUCCAAGUUUAUCAAUCAUGUCGAUCUGGUGAUGAACAAAAUCAAAACAUUAGAAUCCGAUAAUCGUUGGCAUAGGGUACUCAAACAUCGCACCGGUGUCCAGGUUUACGCCCAAAAGCACGCCAAGACUAUCGGCAAAGCAAAGACCGUCCCCGUUUUCAAAGGCGUUGGUCUUAUCAAGGGCUAUUCCCCAGCUUCUGUGUUCGCUGUGAUCGGUUCUAGUAAACUAUGGGAUGAAUGGUAUGAGGAUGGUAACUUGGUCGAGAACCUCAGUGAUCAAGUCAGUCUGACUUACAUGUGCAUGAAAGCUGGCAUCGGAACUCGGGUUCGAGACUUGUCUUUGGUGGAGAAAUGUGAAGCAACAGCAGAUGGUUCAAUUUACUUUUGCGCCUCUUCAGUCGACACACCGCGAGUUCCAAUCGUCCCUGGUAGAAUUCGAGCUCACAUCGAGUUGAAUGGCUGGAUACUUGAGCCCAUCAAGCUUCCCGAAUCCACACCUGGGGCAAGUACGACCGCUACCAAAGUGACUUAUUACCUCCAAGUUAAUGUCAAAACAUUUGUAGCGGAGGCAGUCAGUAAGCGCUAUCUGGCGAGGCGACCACUCUGCAUCACCAAGAUUGACGCUUAUCUACAAAAGUAUGGCUCCCCCGUCCAGCUCGAGGGUAUCAGUGACGUCGAGGCACAUCCACGCCAGGGGGGCAAUCGCAGGAGCUAUUCUCGAAAUUUCAUGUCGGUGAAACAGUUAAACUUCCCUAAAGAACUCGAGAAUGGCGAUAGUGGCCCGGCUAGUGCGCCUAACUCCCUUGGCUCUCGAGGAAUGCGCUCUCAUCUCAGCAGUAUUGGCCCCUUUGGACAGAAAGUUCGAGCACGAUUACCAAGUGCGGCUGUAGUACCUACCCUCAAGCGGAGUGACCCAAAUAUCCGCAAGCAUGUGAAAUCAAUCCAGCCUGAAGAUACUUCUUCAGCUCCUGUCAGUAUACUCGCAAAACCACCGCAACCUCUGUUGAUUGAUCAUGUCAAACCAAACCAAGAAAGUCACAACUGGGAUUCGAUUUCUCAAGCCCUCGAGCUAUUCAAUACAUAUUUAAAAGACUCUCACGCGAACCAACGAGAUUGGAAGACAUUCGAAAAUUCGAACAACUCAGUUAGAAUGUGGCUAAAUUCUCAAAUCGCCCAAUCAGGCCAGAGGAGUCAUAGAGAAGGACUCUUCCGGUUUCCCGUAGUCAAAAGUCAAACAAUCCUGGACACUGUCAGAGAUGGUCGACAUUCGUGUUCAAUCACUCCGGAGCAAGUAUCAUUGACUGUCCUGAGUAAUAUGGCACAACAGACAUGGGAUCAAAACUUUCACGGAUAUUCUAAGUUGGGAGGCCAGUCCCAUCAGCAUCAGUUGCUUUUGAAUACAGAUAACGGAUUUGAUCAAGGAACUUAUCUUGGGACCAUAAGAGCCGUCUAUCCUCACAUUCGCGACGAAUCGAUGUUCUGUUUCGAUCAAGUUGUAUUCCGACAACCUGCAGAUUCUCAGACCGUAGGCUCGAAGAUUGUCAUCCUUCAUCACUCGGUCGAAGACGAGGAAGGAUAUUCGAAGCGACUAGAAGAGAAUAAAGAUCUGCAGACCGACCAUCCUGGAGCCAAUUCACUCCUACGAGAAAAGGUUGAACAGAAAUUGUUGAGCAAGAUUGACGUAUCAGGCUGGGUGAUUGAGAGUGGGCCAUUAUCAGACCAAAUUCAGAUUACGCAUCUUUCGGCAUUGUCCUUGAACCUCAAAAAUCAACCACCUACAUCUACGAGCCAAACGACUUCGCUACCGGACUUCUUAACUAGACUGAUUACUUCUAAUAUCGCUAGUCGACCUCAACAGGUCCGCGAGUUCAUUCGCGACCACGGCUUCUCGCCGGGUUUUGUUAGAUGGGCGGACGGCGAAAUCCAGUACGAUGGCGACUUUUUUCUCGAGGAUUCCGAGCAAGUUUCGCCUGGCAUCAACGCGGGUCAGGUUGAGUGGAGGUUUAGGAAGAAACGUCCCCUGCCCGGCCGCCAGACUCCUCUUCCCUUACCUUCGAUCAAGGUGGGUACAGGCACCAUUCAAACCUGUUGGUUUCAAUGGAGUGAACAAAUGUAUCCUCAUGGGAUCGAUUUGACCCUUGAACCAUCAGAUGCAGCCGAAGUCCGCCUGGUUUCUGAAAUGAAUAACACGCUGCAGUUUGAUUGGAGAGCUGAUUCGGAGAGCUUGGUACACAGCGGAUCGGCCGACGGGCCGAUGACGAUGAUCAAACUGAGAGCCAAACGGAUUCAUUCUAGUGACUCGUCCACGCCGCAUCGAGUGCUUUUCAACGGCUCUCGGUCUCUCGACACGGUCCAUGUACAGCUCGACCCGUCGAAAUUGAAGAUGCAAGAUGCCGUCGAAAGCCGCGAUGACCGUGCCGGCCUCGAGAAAGACUCGGCCACCAAAGUCAAUGGGGUCCAUAAAGAUACCUCCCUCGACCGGCCACCUACUUCCGCUCCACAAACUUCUUCCAAGCCAGGCCCGCUUGCGUCGAACAAUCCUACCAACCCCCCUCUGGCCUCUUCGGUUACCCUAAAUGAGCAGAAAAGGAGGUCUAGAGAAACAAAUCAGCAACAGCAACAAUAUCUCUUCGAGCCCAAUGUGGCUAUCAUUAUCAACCAGGAUAUCUACUUUACUAGAUCCCAGGUCUUUUUCUUCAUCAUUUGUCUCGGAUUCGCUUACAUAUAUGGUCGCUUCGGUUGA